AUUUCUAUAUUUUCUUUAUUUAUUUAAUUGUAUAAUAAUAAUAAAAAUAAUAAUAAAAAUAAAAAUAAUAAUAAUAAUAAAAAUAAUAAUAAUACUUAUCAAUAUUGGAAUUUGUUUUUACUGUCAUUUGUGUUAUUUUUUAACAGUAGUUAUUGUAAAACUAUUGUUGUUUCACUUUAUACAAUAUUUCCUAACCUUUAAUUAUAAUAAAUGUACAUAGUGGUUUAUUUAAUUUUAAUUAAUUUUAAAUUAUUAAUAAUUGUUUAAUGGAUAAAUUUUUAUUUUUUUUAUUUUUUUUUUAAUAAUAUUUUUUUUUUUAAUUUCAAACAAAAUUAUAUAAUUCUUUUCAUACAAAAAACAAAACAAUAGUAAAACAUUAUAUAUAUAAAUGAAAAUGGAUGCUUUUUCAUGCUUUGGUGUUAGGAAUAAAAAAAAGUCAUCAGUUUUAUUGAAGCAAAUGCAGGCUGAUGAAAAGGAAGCAUUACAAAAUCCUAAUCAUUUUAAUUUAUUAUCAACAGAAUUAAUACUUUAUAUAUUGAAAUUUAUGACAGUUCAAGAGCUAUGUACAAUUGCAAGAAUAUCCAGAAGAUUUAAAGAAUGCUGCUAUGAUAGUACACUUUGGAGAACAUUAGCAAUGAACAACAAUAUGCCAAGAAAAAAGAUUAUUCAAGCAUUGAAGAACAUGGAAUCAACACAAAGACUAAGCGCUGUUAGAAUGAUCAAUUUAAAUAAUGCCAAUAUUAAACAAACAACCAUCGAUUAUAUUGUCACUCAUACACCUCAACUAAAAGAAAUUAGACUACAUAAUCUUAAAUUAACUGAAAAGACCUCUAAACUAUUAGUUGCCAAGUGUCCCAAUUUAGAACAAGUAUAUAUGGAUGGAGGAAGAACUAGUGAUGAAUGUUUAGAAUUAUUAGCUAAUGGUGCAGUUAAAUUAAAAUCAAUUAAUCUCCACAAAGUAGAAAAUAUAACAACCACAGGUAUUUGCCAUAUUAUUAAAAAUACAAAUUUAAGCUUCUUAAAUUUUAAUGGUAUUUCAGGCUGGGAUAUUAGAACAUUAGCCCCAUAUUGUGCUCACUUUACCUCAAUGGAUCUUGGUUCAAGUAAUAAUUUAAGCGAUGACGAUUUGAAAGCAUUAACCAGACAAUGUAAAAAACUUAAAUUUAUUUCAUUAAAGAGCUGCAAAUUAAUUACAGAUCAUGGUGUUUUAGAAUUAAUUCACGAUUGCCCACAACUUAUGGAUUUAAAUUUGGCCUCUUGUAGCAAAGUUACUCGUACUAGUGUUCAACAUGUACUUCAACAACUUCAUAGUUUAACAACUUUAAAUCUUUCAUGCUUCAAAAAUAUUCACCCAAUUACAUUCCCAAAGAAUCCAUAUAGACUUUUAAAUACUCUUUCAACUAUCGAUCUUUCAUUCACAGAUGUAAACGAUGAUGAUAUUAAACAACUAACAGAAUAUGCAGUAAACUUAAAGAAUCUUCGUCUUUGUGCAUGCGUAGAAGUAACUGAUGGCUCAAUGAUUUUAAUAGCCACUCAUUGCAAGAAAUUAGUUUGCGUUGAUCUUUCUCGUGAACAACAACAAGCAGCUGGUGGAUCUCAAAGUAAAGGACCAAUGAAAAUCACUUUAGAAACUGUUGAAGCCCUAUUCCUCAAUUGCCCAGAUCUUCAAAAGGUAGCUCUUUCUUAUUCAAGUAAAAAUAAUAUCACUAAAAGAAGCGUAAUGGAAGUUCAUGACCGUAGAAUGGUUUUAGGUUGGAAAAAUAUUAAUUUCACUUUAAAUGAAGAAAAUGUUAUAGUAAACAAUAACUUGAAUAAUACCAAUAACAAUAAUAACCAAUCAAUUAAUAAUACCCAAAAUAAUACCCAAAAUACCAAUCAAAAUAAUAAUAACAAUAAUAACAAUAUUAUUAAUAAUAAUAAUAAUAAUAAUAAUAAUAAUAAUAAUAAUAAUAAUAAUAACACUAACACUAACACUAACACUAACACUAACACUAACACUAACAAUAACACUAACAAUAACAAUAACAAUAACAAUAAUAAUAAUAAUAAUAAUCAACAAGCCAACAGCCAAAUCAACAGCCAAACCAACAACCAAACCAACAAUACCAAUAAUAUAAAUAAUAAUAAUAAUAAUAUUAAUAAUAUCAAUAGCAAUAAUAACUCUCCAAUUCCUAGUCCAAACUAUUAUAAUCCAUCUAUUAUACCAAACAACAAUAUACCGAUUCGUAACCCAUAAUUUAUUUAAACAAAAAGCCGGAUGUAACUUAUAUAAAAAAACCCAUAUAUAUUUUCAAUAAAAAUAAUAAAACUAUAAUCUCUUUUUUCUUAAAUAUAAAAUUAAAAAAAGGAUUGUGUUUUAUAUAUGUUAAAAUAAACUGUAACUAUUUACAAAAUUUAUUCUCUUUUUUUUUAU
Messenger RNA from Dictyostelium purpureum, 2413 nucleotides. RefSeq lists its product as uncharacterized. NCBI's taxonomy places the organism in Eukaryota, Evosea, Eumycetozoa, Dictyosteliales, Dictyosteliaceae. The record is from RefSeq and is a predicted model, not a curated record. Gene Ontology annotation, molecular function: protein binding. Bases 389 to 2236 code for a protein of 615 amino acids. The transcript has 3 exons.